AAGCAGUGAUGGUGCCUCCCACCCACUGGGCUCUGGGUUCAGAUCCAGUCAGUGUGGAGCCUGCAUGUUCUCCUCAUGUUCAUAUGGGUUUCCUCCCACAGUCUAAAGACAUAAGUUUCUGACGGGUUGGUGGCUAAAUUCUGCCGUGUGUGUGUGUGUCUGUCUGUCUGUGUCUGUCUACGACUACUCAGCCUAACACCCUGUGCCUCUGGGAUUUGCUCCAAAAUACAAGAACCGUGCAGUGACAAAUGAUGAAUGACGUGACCCGGUGGGUACGUAGUGCCGUCCCCCAGAGUCUCCGACCCCCCGCCCAGCCCUCACGUGCUGCGUAUAAAUAAAAAAGUUACCAUCGAAUGAACACAGAGGCUCUUUUUCUGUCCGCUGAACGAGUCCCGCUGCCUUGGUAUCGCCGGGGUGUCAAAGGGACACCAUGACUGGACCCGCUGCUGCCCUCGGGCCCCUGCUUGUGCUCCUGCUUCACCUCGUACUCGGCUGUGCUGCUCAGCGACUCCCACCAGGACCCCGCGGACCCCCCGGCCCCCCUGGUGUCCCUGGAAUCGAUGGCAUCGACGGGGAAAGAGGUCCCAGCGGCCCGGACGGUGCUCCUGGCCUUGAUGGAGAUGAUGGAAAACCGGGCUCUGCAGGACUGCCCGGCGAACCCGGAGCCGACGGUUUGACUGGGCCCAUUGGAGAGCCUGGUCCAAGGGGUCCACGGGGACAAAAAGGAGAACCGGGGAAGGCUGGGCUUCGUGGACCACCAGGUGUUGGACCUGAUGGACCUCCUGGACCUGUGGGACCAGCAGGACUACCAGGCGAAGUUGGUAAAGUUGGACUCACAGGAGCCAUGGGACUGAGAGGCCCUCCAGGACCCCCUGGACCCCCAGGGCCUAGAGGAGCUGCUGGGGUCCAUGGUGCGGGUGGAGUGCUGUGUCUCAACGCCUGCCCCCCUGGCCUCUCAGGCCACCCAGGUCUUCCAGGUAUGAAGGGCCACAAGGGUGUAAAAGGAGAACCUGGUGAGCCAGGCAAACAAGGGCACAAGGGUGCAGAGGGAGACCAAGGAGACCCUGGAGAAGUCGGAGCACAAGGCCCACCAGGACCUCAAGGGCUCAGAGGGAUCAAAGGGAUCAUGGGUUCCAAAGGAGAAAUGGGGCCUCGUGAGCAGGAUGGAGAGCCAGGUCCUCGGGGUGUCCAAGGGGCAGCUGGAGACCCAGGCCAGAGGGGUGUGGCCGGAGAGACGGGUCUCAAAGGUGCUCGGGGGCUUCAAGGGCCAAGAGGAAUCACUGGUCUCCCAGGGGCCAAUGGCGAGAGUGGACUCCCUGGAGUGGACGGGCGUGAAGGGAUUCCUGGGAUGCCGGCCACUAAGGGACUUCCAGGGAAAACAGGAGCUCCAGGAGACGCGGGUCCUCAGGGACUUCCUGGUUUACCAGGGGCUCCAGGUCCUAAAGGCAUCAGUGGUGGGAAGGGCAACACAGGAGAGCCGGGUCUUACUGGGUCCAUGGGCUCUUCUGGUAAAACAGGCGAGCGCGGUGAAAAGGGAGAUGUGGGACCCGUUGGACCAAGAGGUGGACCAGGUGCAAGAGGAGAGCGUGGUCCAGCUGGUCCCCCAGGAAAGCCAGGUCCCCGUGGAGCUAUUGGGGACCUCGGUCUGCCGGGACUCCCAGGGCCUCCAGGUCUGCCAGGAGCAAAAGGAGACAGAGGGGCUGUUGGAAAAACUGGUCCAAAAGGGGAACAAGGACCUCCUGGAGCUGAAGGGACGCCUGGUGACAAAGGGGACCAAGGUGAGCGAGGAGAGCACGGACCAAAAGGAGCAACUGGACCCCCUGGGGAGCCUGGAAGCAGAGGCCCAGAAGGGGUACGUGGGCUUGCUGGGGUCGAGGGACCAUCCGGCGCACCAGGACCACGUGGCAUGCAGGGAGACAGGGGUGUCCCCGGAUUUCCAGGUCCACAGGGACCUGCGGGUAAAGAGCCAAGUGAUCAGCAGAUCAGACAAGUUUGCAUGAGGGUCAUGCAAGAGCAGUUGGCCCAGUUGGCUGCCAGUCUUAGAAGACCUGAGUCUGGACUUGCUGGGCUACCUGGCAGACCUGGACCUCCUGGACCCCCUGGUAACCCUGGAGACAGCGGCUUCCCUGGGCAGGCAGGUGCCAGAGGGCUGCCAGGCCUCAAAGGUCCGCCAGGUCCCAUAGGGCUGAAAGGACCAAAAGGUGAAGUGGGAGACAGGGGAGACCGAGGUCCCACGGUACGAGGACCCAAAGGAAUGCCGGGGGCCCCUGGUUUACCUGGGGAGCCUGGGAGACCUGGCUAUGGCACAGAUGGGCGGGACGGUGAGAGGGGGCCUCCUGGUAUCCCUGGAAUACCUGGAAUCCCAGGGCCUCCUGGUCCCCCUGGCCUCAAUGGCUACUGCGACCCUUCGGCUUGUACUUUGCAGGCAGCAGCUUCAUCUCAGUCUCUGAAGGACUCAAACAUGAAAGGGCCUGGAGGACCAUGAGCGUCUCCAGUCUUCAGUGACCCGAGAUAGAGAGGAUUGCUGUUGGAGAACUUUCCACUCAAGAAGUUCAGCAGCUCAAUUGUAAUAUUGUCCCCUAAUAAUCAGGUGCUCAGUUUGCAUUUUAAUGUUUCAGGAAUGGAGUGUGAAAAAAGAACAUCAGUGAGGAGCCUCAAGUUGUCUGGAAAAAAGCCAAAUUCAACAGCGCCACCCUGUUCCAAUGUACCGCGGUCAGGACACCUCAUGGUCCUUAUUCUGCAGGAAAGAGUCUGUUUUUACCUCAGAUGUAGCAUCUGCACUCUGUAUACAGUAAAAUAAAAAAAACAAAAAGUACCUGUUAUUUUCCAUGAUUGUUCUUUACUGUAACAUAUACAGAGCAAAUAUUGCAAUAGAAUACCCUGGCAUUGUUCAACAUAAAUGGCUGCAAUAAAAACAGAGUAGCUUAAAAACAGAGUAGAAAAGCUGCAGUCAGGUGUAGUGUAGCGUAAUUUAUAAUUCUGAAAGUUUCUUCAAAAUUUCCUUCUUCGGGAUCUGUGAAUUUUUUUCUCUAUGUUACAACCUCCGGAAAUCCCAAAAAACAAUGACUAUUAUGUUGGGUGUGUUAAAGGCGAUGAAUCAUAAGGAAGGUGGUGUGUCAGUGUUCACAGUAUUAUUUAUUGGACUACAGUCUGACUUGGAAUCUGCCACUGUUCAA
Messenger RNA from Scleropages formosus (Asian bonytongue), 3176 nucleotides. RefSeq names its product collagen, type IX, alpha 1a (gene col9a1a). The transcript is spliced from 33 exons. Lineage: Eukaryota; Metazoa; Chordata; Actinopteri; Osteoglossiformes; Osteoglossidae. Bases 431 to 2485 code for a protein of 684 amino acids. The record is from RefSeq and is a predicted model, not a curated record.